Molecule: messenger RNA, 587 nt
Organism: Pollicipes pollicipes
Lineage: Eukaryota; Metazoa; Arthropoda; Thecostraca; Pollicipedomorpha; Pollicipedidae
Product: unconventional prefoldin RPB5 interactor-like
Exons: 4
Biological process (GO): negative regulation of phosphatase activity; negative regulation of transcription by RNA polymerase II
Molecular function (GO): transcription corepressor activity; chromatin binding; phosphatase inhibitor activity
Source: RefSeq, a predicted model, not a curated record
UGAAGGGGCGUGGGAGGAGGAUGCCGAAGUGGGCAGUAUAUUGGGAACCGGAUAGCAUCAGCGCCUCUUUAUAAUUUGUCGAGUACUGCCGGAACAGAUUGCCAUCCAUUAUGGCAGAAGGUGGGGAGCCAAGCCGGCGGCAGGGGACCUUCAAGAGCUGGAUCAGCUUAUGGCAGAACAGGACAAGAAGCUGAGCGCCUGCGAGGACGGCUUACGCCAGUGGCGCCGCUAUUCGGACGACUACCGGGCCCUGCGCCAACGGCUGGCCUCGCUGCCCGACAAGCUGAGUCACGAGGUCACCGUGCCGCUCGGCCCGCUGGCGUUCGCGCCCGGCCGCCUGGUGCACACCAACGAGCUGCUGGUGCUUCUCGGUGACAACUGGUUCUGCAAGACGAGCGCCAGCGCCGCCUGCGGCAUCGUCGACCGCCGGCUGGAGCACUGCGACAAGACGCUAUCGUCGUUGGAGAAGGAGCGUGACCUGUUCGCCGGCUGGCGGCAACAGGCGGCCGGCCUGCAGGAGGCCGCGGUCGGGGACGUGCGCGAGAUCACGGAGCCGCUCGACGAGGAAGCCGAGCUGCAGUGGCGCC